Molecule: messenger RNA, 544 nt
Organism: Photinus pyralis (common eastern firefly)
Lineage: Eukaryota; Metazoa; Arthropoda; Insecta; Coleoptera; Lampyridae
Gene: Tim8
Product: mitochondrial import inner membrane translocase subunit Tim8
Exons: 2
Coding region: 106-387 (93 amino acids)
Source: RefSeq, a predicted model, not a curated record
GCAAGAACCACCUCCAUCAUACAGCUCGAAACAUCAACACGUGCUCAACGUCCCCUGUCAAAGUUUCAUUUUUUUAGUAAAAAUUUCGAGUGAAUUCAUUCAAAAAUGACCGAUUUCGGAGACAGCUUCGCCCCGCCGCCACCCCAAGGCAAAGACGACAAGGAAUUGCAAGAAUUUCUAUUCGUCGAAAAGCAAAAGGCCCAGUUCAACGCGCAGAUACACGAAUUUAACGAUUUCUGUUGGGACAAGUGCGUUGAGAAGCCGGGCAGUAAGCUGGAUAGCAAGACGGAGACUUGUUUGACCAACUGCGUGGAUAGAUUCAUCGACGUUUCGCUGCUUAUUACGAACCGAUUCGCUCAACUUUUGCAGAAGAGUGGAGGUGUGUGAUUGUAUUGUUGUUGAUGUAUUUUCAAUAGUCUUAACGCUUACAACUUUCGGGUGAAAUUGUUUAAGGAAGUGUAUGUUCAUGUUAGACUCUUGCCUAAUUGGUAGACAUUGUAAUAAUGUGAAUAAUAAAUGUGAUACCUUUAUUGUGUAAAGAUAA